Molecule: messenger RNA, 312 nt
Organism: Lactuca virosa
Lineage: Eukaryota; Viridiplantae; Streptophyta; Magnoliopsida; Asterales; Asteraceae
Source: the annotation of a GenBank genome assembly
AUGACAAAAAAACCUUCUACCAAAGCUUCGACACCAUCAAAAACAUUUAGGUUUGAUCUCGAUAAUGAAGACAUAGAAGAUGAUAUUUGUGGGGAUGAUGAUCAGACUUUCCAUGUUUCACCUGGACAGGAUACCACUGUUGAAUCGAAUGUCGAGGAGACAAGUAUUCCUGAUGUCACUAUAACCGCAUCUUAUGUGGAUACCAACAUCGCUUCUAGUGAACCCAUUAUUACUUUGAUCCUUGAGCAGACUUCAGUCACACCACCCAAUGUUCCUAUUUUCAAGUCCAAUGUGGAGAAGGGUAGGACUUAA